UGAGGUGUGAGAAUCGUAGAAGUUAAAAAAUAUCUUAAAUGUAAAAUCGAUUCAGCAAUCAGUUCAUCAUCGUCCGCUGUUUUUUCGAGUUUUCACAUAUGUAGUAUUGUCUGUUCACCUUCUUUGAUGUAUCGAGCUUCUGCUAGUUUCUGAUAAUUCAUAGUUUAAGGAUAAUUCAUAGUUAUUUCAUUUUUUAAUCGUUAUUGCAUCAGGGAAAGUUUGUAGAACAGUUGCAAGGGAAUCGAAGAAUCGGCGAGUCAAUGUGACAACCAGCGAAUUGAUGAGAGUAAAUUGACGUUCAUUUACCCAACGAAAUUAAAUAUUGCAUAGAAGACUAUUUCAUCGCUGCUCUCUGAUCGAUCAACGAUUUCAUCAUGGCGAGCAAGAUGAAAAAAUUUUUGUCGAGCAAGGAAACACGAGACUGGCUCACGAGCACGCACUUCUGGGGCCCAGUAAUGAAUUGGAUGAUACCUCUGGCUGCCAUUGCCGAUACACAGAAGAGUCCGAGUAUUAUCAGUGGAAAAAUGACUUUAGCAUUGACUUUGUAUUCACUAGUUUUCAUGAGGUUUGCGUUCAAAGUUCAACCGAGGAAUAUGUUGUUGUUUUCGUGUCAUUUCACGAAUAUGGGAGCGCAAUUAACGCAAGGGGCUAGAUUCAUAAAUUAUCAUUAUAUAGAGCCGAAGAAGUCUGAAAAUGAUUAAUUUUUAGUUCAAUUAAUUUUGCUAAAAUAAAAAAUAAUGACUUGAGAUGUAAUUUUCUUUCUGUUAUUUAUACAUGAAAAAAAUAUUCGUCUGCUGAAUUUCAACCUUAAAAAAGUUUUGAUUUUCUGGGACAUAUCACUGAUUCUUAGGAAUACGUCACUGAUUUUCAGUAAUCUAUUAUCAAUAAUUAGAGAUUCGCAAUGGUGAAAUUCAGUAAGUGCAAAGAGCUGAAAUUCUAUAAUUUUGUAUCAAAUUUCUCUGUGCAUAUCAAAAGUCGCUUGAUAGGUCUGUUGAGCCACGAC
Messenger RNA from Diachasma alloeum, 1003 nucleotides. RefSeq names its product mitochondrial pyruvate carrier 1. The transcript has 4 exons. Lineage: Eukaryota; Metazoa; Arthropoda; Insecta; Hymenoptera; Braconidae. Gene Ontology annotation, cellular component: mitochondrial inner membrane. Bases 375 to 701 code for a protein of 108 amino acids. Gene Ontology annotation, biological process: pyruvate import into mitochondria. The record is from RefSeq and is a predicted model, not a curated record.